AUGAGCAAUACUCUGAUACAUCGAUAUUGACGGUAUAUACCUGUCGUCGGAGAUUUGUACAUGUUACGGGUGGAUAUUGGUCAAAGUUGUGUUCCAUUCCAGUUGGAUUAAUAGCGAGCAUUUUCCUUCCGGGUGGAUUUGUAGCGAGAUAGUGUUUUGAUAGGACAAUGACGGAUACAGUCCUGACGGAGCCGGCCAGUUCCGGGGGUCGCUGGAAUUUACUGCAGUUUUCACUAGUAUGUUGUUUUACGGUCGGGAUACAUGGAACUACAAGUCUCCCUCACUUCUCCUUCAUACACACAGAGGUGUUCCUGAUCGCUUACUACGUGUUGUUGAUCCUCAUUUGCAUACCAGUCUGCUACGUACAGAUCAAGUUAGGCGCCAUCUACCGGCGGGGUAUUGUAGGAAUCUUCAGCCAUCUUGUUCCUAUUCUCAAAGGUUCAGCGGUGGCCAUAUUGUUGAUGACGUAUAUCCGGUCCCUGGUGAACGGCCUUGAACUCAGCUAUAACCUCUACUACAUGUUCGCGGCAUUCCAGAAUGAAUCUCUUGGUUUAAAAGAUUCUGAUCCAAACUAUGCUUCGAUACUUUUCCAUGAACGGUUUCUACAGCGGUCCCAACACAUAGGCGAGGGUGGUUACUUGGUCUGGUAUAUCGCCCUCUGUCUCCUGGCUACGUGGAUAGUUACCUAUCUAAUGACAUUUAAAGGUUUCCAGGGGCUGGGCAAGAUUGUGUACGGAUUGGUCCCGGUCGGUCUCGUUUUGGCCUUUGUCGUUUUCAUGUACGCGUUCAUCGCCGGACCACAUGAACUGAACGUCCCGCCAGAAUUCCGUCAUUACCGCCUGGUCAAGUCUAAGGCCAAUAACAGUGACGUCAUAUUGGAGGUGGAUCCUAAUGAGAACAGAGCUUUGUCAGAUCUAGCUAAUCCAAAGCCCUGGGUGAGCGCCCUGUUGAUCCACAUGAGCAGUGUAGGACUGUGGGCCGGGAUCCUUCCCUCCCUGGGAGCUCAGCUCUACAACAGCAAGAAGGUGAUCAACGCGUCCUGGAUCAUUCUGUUAGCGAUCUACGGUACACUUCCGGUCCUUGUCAUGUUGGCAUUUGACCAGUUCUUCCAGGCGGCCAGUGACUCUGGCUUCAUAGCGGUGGCCAAUGGGGUCAAACCAGGACUUUCACACCUACUGGUGGGGAUGUACGCCAAACUGCGCCACCUACCGUUCGUUGCGUUCAGUGUUUACCUGAUCUCCUUCCUGUUCGGGAUAGUCCAUCAGGCCGUUCAUCUCGUGACGAUCUGGGAGACACUACUUCCGGUCAUUCCACUCCCAGUGAUGAGGAUCGUCAGACGGAGGGAGUGUCUUGUCGCCAUCGCCUGCGGUGUAUCCCUGCUUAUUAGUCUACCAUUUGCAUCACAGGCUGGUAUUUUUAUCUAUAUGGUCGUCAAUAGUUACGUAGACCGUCUCAUCUUCACCGUCAUCAUCAUCAGCAUGGUCCCAUUCAUCACAGGCUAUAUCAAGCAGGAGUGUCUGUACUUGCCGGUAGAGCGCGCUUGUAUGAGUCUGUGGUAUGGACUGUCUUCUCUUGUUCCCUCGGCCAUGCUGAUUUACUACUUCGCGGUGUAUGUGUACCCUUUCCCCGUGGUGGGAUACGACCAGAGAGAAGCCGAGACAGUGGGUUGGUGUAUCGCCGCCUCGCCUAUUAUACUGGGACUGAUAUUCGGGGCGAUUCAUGCAGUCUUCAACGAGAAGGGGACUCUACGACAGCGUCUUAUCCAGGCUCUAAAGACCGACAGUUUGCGGACGACGGACAGCACGAAUGAUUAUGACAUAUCGGACACCACACAUACUGGUCUACAGUCCUCAAAGCCCGCCAGCCACUGCAACACGCUGGACAAAACGGAAACGGAAGUGGUGAUGAAAGCUCCGGACGACUCGGACAUCGCAAAGAUCUAAAUUUAGAUUCAUGGAAUUGUCUGUGAAAUUUGGCAAUAAGCUCUUUUGCUUUGCGCUGAGAAUGAAUACACGGUGUGCAAAUGGCGACAUUUUCGUAUGAAAACAGUGACUGCAGUACACCAUCAAUGGCGCCUAUCACGUGAUUUUUUAAUUAGUUUGUGCAUAUUGGGAAAGUGGAGGGGAAGCAAGUUGGCUUGAGAAUAAUUUAUUGUGAUGACGAUUCAUUUUACUCAAAACACAUUUUUAAAAUAUUAUUUGGUACGUAGUACCAGUUAAUCAACAAACUUCUUUUGGCUUCAGUAUCUGUCUCCGCCAUGACGAUUGAACCGAGAGCUUUUUGGUACAAUAGAAUAUAGCACCAUUUCUGAUAAACGGGGUUUGGGGAAACACGGACAGUUUCGUCGCUGGUUACUUGGCGAAAGUGCACGGAGUAGCGCAGUUUGUUACGACUGUGUUUGGAAGUGGUGUCCCCUGCAGUUAAUUGGCGACGUUCUUCGUUCAAAAAGUCAUCGGAAAAAAGUGAAAUAAUUUCGAAAUUACCAACUCUGUUUUGGCGUUUAUCACAGAAACAUGUUACUUCAAAACAUAAGCGCGCGUGUCAGGGGUGAGGGUGUAUUUAUUUAUUUAUUUUUCUUUCGCUCUCUUUUUACACACAGUUUCAGGUUUUUGAUUCGUGCUAUCGUUUGCUUGUACAAAUAGCAUUGUUGGUGCUGUCCUCAAAAUGACUUCCUUAUUGCCAAUGCUGAGUCCAGACCGUAGUCUUAUUACAACGGCUGGCACGUUACAUUCCAUCUGUCAGAGAGAAAGAGAGAGUGUGGAGAGGAAGGGAUUGAUUAAAUCUAAUUUCCAUCAAACAUUAUGAUUAAAUCAUGUUAUUAAAUCAAAAAAAUGCAGAUGGAGUCGUCAUGACUUUCACUGUAAAUAUAGAAA
Pecten maximus is the source of this 2873-nucleotide messenger RNA. RefSeq names its product sodium- and chloride-dependent taurine transporter-like. Gene Ontology annotation, cellular component: membrane. Lineage: Eukaryota; Metazoa; Mollusca; Bivalvia; Pectinida; Pectinidae. The transcript is spliced from 13 exons. Bases 168 to 1943 code for a protein of 591 amino acids. Gene Ontology annotation, biological process: sodium ion transmembrane transport. The record is from RefSeq and is a predicted model, not a curated record.